UCCAAUACUACUUAUAGUACAACACACUAAGUUCAUUUAUUCCAAAAAGAAAGUCUACAAAAGCACCAAUAGAAGUCUCUUUUCUGUUCCAACAAAAUUAAACUACCUUCCCUUCUCUUAACUUAAAAAAAGUUGCUGUCUUUUUCAUCUCUACCAUAGUUUCUUGAGUUCUUGUUGGGAAAUUCAUCUUGUCUGUUUACUAAUUUUCGCUCAACUUCCAUGUCUGUACCAUUAGAACAUGAUUAUAUAGGUUUAUCAGAAGCUUCUUUAAUGGAAAGAAGUUCUGAUAAGAUCUCUUCUUCUUCUUCUUCCUCUGUUCUCAACUUGGAGGAGACUGAGCUGAGACUUGGGUUGCCAGGUUCUGAAUCUCUUGAGGUUUCUCUUUUUGGCAAAGAUUUGGAAGAUAAAAAUUUGUGUCUUAACCCUUUAAGCAAUUUUACAUCAAGAACAAAAAGGGGGUUUUCUUAUGCCAUUGAUGCAUCUGGAAAAUGGGAUUUGUCGAUUAAUUGCAGAUCUGAAGCUAAUGGGGAAAAAGGAAACUUGUUGUUUUCCUCCAAAAGAGGGAAUGGAGGUUCAAAGCCUGUUGAAGAAAAAAAGUCCAUUCCUCACACUUCAAAGGCACAAGUGGUAGGAUGGCCACCAAUUAGAUCAUUCAGGAAAAAUACACUGGCUACUAAGAAAAAUGAUGGUGAAGGGAAAACAGGUUCAAGUUGCCUUUUUGUUAAGGUUAGCAUGGAUGGUGCUCCAUAUCUGAGAAAAGUUGAUAUCAAAACUUACAGUAACUAUGCAGAGUUCUCAUCAGCACUUGAAAAGAUGUUCAGCUGCUUUAGUAUUGGUCAGUGCGCCAGUGAUAGACUUCCAGGGCGAGAGGAACUCAGUGAAAGUCACUUGAUGGAUCUUCUCAAUGGUUCUGAGUAUGUGCUGACUUAUGAAGACAAGGAUGGUGACUGGAUGCUCGUCGGUGAUGUUCCUUGGGAGAUGUUCAUAGACUCAUGCAAGAGAUUGCGGAUCAUGAAAAGCUCAGAGGCAAUUGGGCUAGCUCCAAGGACCAUGAACAAGUGCAAGAACCAAGAUUAGUGACUGAAAGACUAAUCGACCAAGGGUUUCUACAUCGACAACCAUCUUUUUUCUGCCCUAUUUGUAUCUGGAAUUAGACUAGACGUGUAGCAUUCCCUGAAAGGGAGAGAGCUGGUUCAAGAGAUAUAACCAGUGAUAAAUUGUAUUGUGGCUAGUGUCUUUUGAGUGGCAAUUUUUGCUUGCGCAUGCAACCUGCAAUUUUAUUUGCAGACAAAAGUUCAUUUUUUAGCAUGUAACCAACUAUUAUUCUGAUGAAAAUAAUAACAUCGAAGUUCUAACCAACCAAUUAAUAGUGUAA
Molecule: messenger RNA, 1375 nt
Organism: Solanum dulcamara
Lineage: Eukaryota; Viridiplantae; Streptophyta; Magnoliopsida; Solanales; Solanaceae
Product: auxin-responsive protein IAA27-like
Exons: 5
Coding region: 220-1077 (285 amino acids)
Biological process (GO): regulation of DNA-templated transcription
Cellular component (GO): nucleus
Molecular function (GO): protein binding
Source: RefSeq, a predicted model, not a curated record